UUUGUGGGAGCCUUUUGAUUUGAUGCUUCCGCAAUGACCAAAUUCACGACCCCCAGCUCCUCUCCUUAGCCGAUUCCUACUCAUACAAGACAAAAAAAAUGAAGGGUUUUCUGUUUGCUGUGUAGGUGGCUUUGGAUGGAGAAUUUCGAAGGCGAUUUGAGUGAUAUUGUGAGAGGAGGAGGAAGAAGUAGUUGUAGUUGUUAUGGAUGCAAAUCAGAAGACGUUGACCACCAACCCUUUUGCCCAUCAGAACAAUCUUGGAAAUUUUCAUCUAAAGUGUUGGAAGAAGAAGAAGAAGAAGAAGAAGAAGAGGAUGAAUUCAGUUUCGGGGAUCCCUUUUGUGGUGCAGCCAUCAGAGAUCCACUUGUUGAGGACAGAGGAAGUGUGUUUGGUGUGGAUGAAGAUGAUGAGCUUAUCAAAACACCCUCCAACGUAUUCUCACGCAUGCUUCACAUCUCUCCACCGACACCAACACUUACUUCUUCCCCUUCUAAUUUCCUAAUUCCUUCUCCCCUUCACAUCUCUUCUCCUACCAAGCCAUGGAAGAGGCAAGCAAGGAAGGUGGUGUGUGUUCCUGCUCCAGUGGGUGGCGGCAGCGGCAGCAGCAGCUGCAGCAGGCCAAAUGGGGAAGUUAUUCCUUCUGAUCUGUGGGCUUGGAGGAAAUAUGGUCAGAAACCCAUUAAAGGCUCUCCCUAUCCUAGGGGGUACUACAGAUGCAGCAGCUCAAAGGGUUGUUCAGCCAGAAAGCAAGUGGAGAGAAGUAGAACAGAUCCCAACAUGCUGGUGAUUACUUACACAUCCGAGCACAACCAUCCAUGGCCAACUCAGAGAAACGCUCUAGCAGGCUCGUCAAGGUCCCAACACUCCAAACACAAUUCUUCUUCAAAGCCCUCUCCCGCUACGCCUCAAAACCCAACAACAACAACAACAACAAUUCAAGAUCACAAGGAAGAUCAAACCAAGAAUGAAGCAACAAGAUCAUCGCCAUCAUCAUCAAAUAACAAGGUUAAGGAAGAAGUUGUUGAGGAGAUUGAGAAACAGUUUGAAACAGAAGAGCAUCAUGAAUUGAGCGAAGGGUUUCAAUAUAGGGUGCCUGCAAUGGGAAGCAAUACCACCAACAACAAUCAAAGUGAUGAUUUUUUUGCAGAUUUGGAAGAAUUAGACACCCACUCUUUAACCCUCUUCUUCACUCAACCCCACAAAUCAGAGCAAUGCAAAGGGGGCGGUGGGUUAGACGACGUCGUUGCAUUCAAUCCUCCCUUUGAUUGGCCACCACCUCAAAACAACAACAAUUCACAACUUCCAUGAAGAUCCUCAAUUCACAAAUUCCUUUUUUUGUUUCCUCCAAGUAAAUUAUAGGUAUCUGGGUACAUUUCUACAGUGCCAAAGAAAAGGAAAAGAAACAAAAGUAUAUAGGUUUGGAUAUUGGAUUGAAGAAUAAAUUUGAAUGAAGCAGACGAGUGUUAGUGCUA
Cucurbita maxima (winter squash) is the source of this 1472-nucleotide messenger RNA. Its product is annotated as probable WRKY transcription factor 14. The transcript has 3 exons. Lineage: Eukaryota; Viridiplantae; Streptophyta; Magnoliopsida; Cucurbitales; Cucurbitaceae. Gene Ontology annotation, cellular component: nucleus. Gene Ontology annotation, molecular function: transcription cis-regulatory region binding; DNA-binding transcription factor activity. Bases 136 to 1308 code for a protein of 390 amino acids. Gene Ontology annotation, biological process: regulation of DNA-templated transcription. The record is from RefSeq and is a predicted model, not a curated record.